This is a messenger RNA of Trichoderma virens Gv29-8, 363 nucleotides long. RefSeq lists its product as uncharacterized. The record is from RefSeq and is a predicted model, not a curated record. Gene Ontology annotation, cellular component: CST complex. Lineage: Eukaryota; Fungi; Ascomycota; Sordariomycetes; Hypocreales; Hypocreaceae. Gene Ontology annotation, biological process: telomere capping. The transcript has 2 exons. Bases 1 to 363 code for a protein of 120 amino acids. Gene Ontology annotation, molecular function: single-stranded telomeric DNA binding.
AUGUCGUGGGGGCCUGUACCCUCUCAGCUGCGUCUGCUCUCCCAACUGAAAAAUGCGUCUGUUGGUGACAAAGUGAGGUUCUUGGGAUGCGUCACUUCGUACGAUACUGCAGCAGCAUGUCUCAAUCUAGGGCACAUGUACCCGCCAGGCACUAACGAGACUGUACGGGUUAACAUUGAGCUGGUUCUCGAGACCAUCCAGCCAGGAGUAACGCAAGUUGGGCAAUGGGUGAACGUUGUGGGGUACAUCGUCGCGGGCAAUGAGUCGCUUGUGCAUGUCCAAGCCCUGUUAUUGUGGUCAACGGGGCCGUUGGAUAUUGGCAGAUACGAGAAGAGCCUGCAGGAACAAGUGGCUGGGCUAUGA